Messenger RNA from Lachnellula hyalina, 489 nucleotides. It is a transcript of the gene GRX5, whose product is annotated as Monothiol glutaredoxin-5, mitochondrial. The record is from RefSeq and is a predicted model, not a curated record. NCBI's taxonomy places the organism in Eukaryota, Fungi, Ascomycota, Leotiomycetes, Helotiales, Lachnaceae. The transcript is spliced from 3 exons. The annotation marks the transcript as partial.
GCAUCAUAUAUCACAAAGAUGUUUUCCAGACCUCUAUCAUCGGCAUUCCGACAAGCAGCCCGACCAGCUCCAACACUCGCAUCCAAGUUCUCCUACCCACGAAUCACACCCAUAGCCGCGCGCUUCCUCUCCACAGAGACAAAAGCCGCGAUCGACAAAGCCGUUAGCUCCGCGCCCGUCGUGCUGUUCAUGAAAGGGACUCCGGAAACACCACAGUGCGGGUUCUCAAGGGCCAGCAUUCAGAUCUUGGGACUGCAGGGUGUUGAUCCGGCAAAGUUUACUGCGUUUAAUGUGUUGGAGGAUAAGGAUUUGAGAGCAGGCAUCAAGGAGUAUUCCGAGUGGCCAACGAUACCGCAACUCUACGUCGAGAAAGAGUUUGUGGGUGGAUGCGACAUCUUGGUGGCGAUGCACCAGAAUGGGGAGCUAGCUAAGAUGUUGGAGGAGAAGAAGGUUUUGAUCCCGGCUGAAAGCGAGGCUCCAGCAUCGUAG